AUGACGUUCCAAGAAGCGGUGGGGAGACUAAAGGCUUUCGAAGAACGUACAAAGAGGCAAAUUAAGGAGGAAGACAUGGCUGGCAAACUUCUAUAUAUGAAGGAAGACGCUAAGGAGAAGGGUAAACACCAUAAGUGUGAGCAUUGCGGUUGUGGAAACUCAAAUCAGAAAGACUUUGGACGUGGUCGAGGACGAGGCCGGUGGUCCGGGAGAAGUCAAGGCGAUGGUCGAGCACAACGGGACAAGAGCAACAUAAGGUGUUUCAAAUGCAAUGAACUUGGGUAUAUUAGCAAUGAAUGUCCAAAGUGGGAAAAGGAGCAUGAGGAAAACAACAAUGACAACUUCAGAAUGUCACUAUUAGACAUUAAAUUGGCAACACAGGACUUCAAUUAUGCCAAUGACAUCGGAGGGGGUGGUUUUGGGAGGGUGUACAUAGGUGAAGUUGCAGAAAAAGAUGGCUAUAGCAAUGAAACUGAUGAAAAAGUUAUUGUUUAUGAACAUGCACCUAAGGGAAGCCUUGAUAAGUAUUUGAGUGAUACUAGUCUUACAUGGAAAAACCGAGUUAAGAUAUGCAUCAACUUUGCAACUGGAUUGGACUUCCUUCAUGGGGGUGGUAAUGGAAAAGAAGUGGUGAUACAUAGGGACAUCAAAGCAGCUAAUAAUUUAUUGUUUGAUGAUUGGAAGGCAAAAGUUGGUGAUUUUGGUCUUUCUGUGAUAAGUACAGUCAAUAAGAAAUCUAAAUCAGACUAUAUGACAGAUCAUGCUUGUGGUACAAAAGGAUACUUGGAUCCAUUGUGCUCAAAAUCGGGUUUCUUAACUCUAGAAUCUGACAUUUAUUCAUUUGGGGUGGUCUUGUUUGAGAUCUUGUGUGGGAAAACAACGUUUGAAAUCUACAAACAUAAGGGACAGUUUCUACCCGGUUUUAUUAAACACAUCUUCAAGGAAGGAAAACAAGGUGAGGUGGUGUUUGAUGCUCUAAAGGAUGAGAUUGUGCCUACAUCAUUGACUACAUUUCAAAACAUUUCCUACCAAUGCUUAAAUGAUGAUAGAGAAAAACGACCAACAUCCAAAGAAGUUUUGGAGCAACUUAAGAAGGCAUUAAAAUUUCAGGUUCCAGAUGUGGGAACAAGUGAAAGAAUUGUUGGUAGAUUGAACUAUAGAGAACUUUUGCUUUGA
Molecule: messenger RNA, 1176 nt
Organism: Erigeron canadensis
Lineage: Eukaryota; Viridiplantae; Streptophyta; Magnoliopsida; Asterales; Asteraceae
Product: receptor-like protein kinase ANXUR1
Exons: 4
Coding region: 1-1176 (391 amino acids)
Biological process (GO): protein autophosphorylation
Cellular component (GO): plasmodesma; plasma membrane
Molecular function (GO): zinc ion binding; transmembrane receptor protein tyrosine kinase activity; nucleic acid binding
Source: RefSeq, a predicted model, not a curated record